UUAUGUAAAGGAGAUCAUUUUGAUAGUUGCUCCCAUGUUGUACACGCUAAACCUCCUAAGGGCACAGCUAAGGCCUCAGUCUUUGAUGACAUCAACCAGCUAACCAUGACCGUGACCAUGACUGAUCUGGAGCCAGAGGACUCUGGACGUUACUAUUGUGCUGUGGAGGUCAAUGGUGGACCAGAUGUCAGGGCAGAAUGGUUCCACCUAUCUGUCAUACCAGGUACUCCAGAACUCUAUGUGGACCAACAGGAGGUGACAGGAGUUGAAAGAGGGAGUGUCAUUGUAAAUUGUUACUAUAGUAACACUGGAAAUAGGAAGGGGUGGUGCAGGAUUGGUGGCAGUGGGUCCUGUGUGGGGGUGGAUUCUGGGACAAUAAACGGAACAUCAGUGACUCUACAGCAGACCACUGAUGCCACCAGAAGAAACGUCUUAAUGGUGACUAUGAGUGGACUGAAGAUGGAGAACACUGGCUGGUACAGGUGUGGAGUGGAAGACCUUAUAAUGCCUGUUCACAUCACUGUCAGACAACAAACCACCACACAAAGUACCACCACUAUGACCACUGCUGUGCCUGUUCAGACUGACAACACAGUCCAAGGACCUGAGGGGGGCAAGGAGAAGGACACCAUGAGGUAA
Messenger RNA from Oncorhynchus nerka (sockeye salmon), 639 nucleotides. RefSeq names its product polymeric immunoglobulin receptor-like. The annotation marks the transcript as partial. Lineage: Eukaryota; Metazoa; Chordata; Actinopteri; Salmoniformes; Salmonidae. The record is from RefSeq and is a predicted model, not a curated record. The transcript is spliced from 3 exons. Gene Ontology annotation, molecular function: transmembrane signaling receptor activity. Gene Ontology annotation, cellular component: plasma membrane.